AUGAGGUGGUUCGUCCUUCAGCUAGGUCUUUUAUUAAUAGGUGUUCCUCAGGACUUUUGCAUGGACGAAGGUGAACCGCCAAAGGACAAAAUGAUGUACAGUACUUCUGUGAUGAGCAUGGUUAAGCUUUUGGAAAUGGAAGAAUCUCUAAAAGCUAACCUGGAUUUUUACGUUCAGGAAAUGCAGUCAAAGCUAGACCUGAUCAAACUAUAUCGAGACUCCCUGAAAAGGGAAAAGUUGACCACGCUGGAGGAGAAGGAAGAGUAUGUGUCCAAUCCCUUAAAUGCGUUUCCCUUGCUCAGACGCCUCAAUCAAGAUUGGCCCAAAUGGCUAAGAUAUAUAAAACUGGCUAUAGCUUCCAAGAAAGCCAAAGAAAUGGAAGUGCAGUUGAAGUCUGCGCCGAGUGACGAUGACCUCAAAGUUGCCCUAAAGGGUAUGACGCGCAUUGAGAAAUUUCACAAUCAGCACGCAGAUGACUUGACCAAAGGAUUACUUUUGGGAAAGAAAUUCAACUCCCAUCUGACUGCUCCGGAUUGUGUUGCCCUAGCUGAUUAUUACUACAAUCAAACUCAAUUCUCCGGAUCCACCCACUGGUAUCGCAUGGCCCUGAGGCUUCACACGAAUCCUCAAGGCAUGAUCUACGCCAAAAUUUUGGGUCUAAAAAGGAAAAGGAUAUACAAAAAAUAUGGCAAGGUCUUGCUGAUGGAAUCCAUAACUUUGGAUAAAAGCAAACUCAAUGCGAAGGAGAAGACUGAGUGGAACCGAUUGGCCAAGGAGGUCACAAGGAACGACAACUACGACAACGUUAAGACGUUAAUAGAUGAAUACCUAUCAGGGGACGAGAAGAUCUUCCAAGAGGUAGCCGCCAAGCUGCAGCGCAAGCCCACCAAACUGGAGCGCGGUUGCCGUGGAGAGUGGCCAAAGAAAUCCUCGCCAGAACUAAUAUGUCGCUAUAGUAGGGACACCUCGGCGUUCCUUAAGUUGGCACCACUCAAAUUGGAGUUUCUGAGCGUGCAGCCUAUGAUACAUCUGUAUCACGAUGUGCUGUACGAAAAGGAGUUCAAAUCUAUGCGAGACGUAGCCGUAUUUAAUGCCACCAUGAUUGAUGGUCGGACAUAUUUCGAUUUUCACAAAAAGAUCAAACCGAAGACGCAGGAUCGAGUGGUGAAAAUGAUUGAUUUUAAGGACACCACGGCACCUUAUACCCUAAGCAUCAAUCGGCGGAUAGCGGACAUGAGUGGUCUUGAGAUGCGCGAAAAUAUGGUUCUCUACCUGAGCAAUUACGGCCUGGGUGGUGAUUUUGGGAAGCAUGUUGACUACGUGGAGUUGGCCAAAAGACCUUCAGACUUUUUUGCCGAUUUCAAAGGCGAUCGAAUAGCUACAGCGGUACUCUACGCAUCUGACGUUCCGUUGGGAGGAACUACAGUUUUUCCAAAACUGAAGAUUGCCGUACAACCCAAAAAAGGCAACGCCCUAGUUUGGUUCAACUUGAAUCAUGCCGGAGAACCUGAUCCGCUAACAGAACAUUCUGUUUGUCCCAUCGUCCUGGGUUCCAGAUGGACCAUAUCCAAAUGGAUCCAUGAACGGCAGCAAGUAUUCAAGAAGCCUUGUUUGGCCUAAUAUGCGAAUGUAAACUUUUAUUAAGGCUGCCAUUAGUAAUAGGGCAGGCAAAUAAAUAGCCAUCGCCGAGGUGGAGUCUCCCAUUGGCGCACUUUGCUCCUUCA
Messenger RNA from Drosophila erecta, 1724 nucleotides. RefSeq names its product prolyl 4-hydroxylase subunit alpha-1. Gene Ontology annotation, biological process: peptidyl-proline hydroxylation to 4-hydroxy-L-proline. Gene Ontology annotation, molecular function: protein binding; procollagen-proline 4-dioxygenase activity; iron ion binding. The record is from RefSeq and is a predicted model, not a curated record. The transcript has 7 exons. NCBI's taxonomy places the organism in Eukaryota, Metazoa, Arthropoda, Insecta, Diptera, Drosophilidae. Gene Ontology annotation, cellular component: endoplasmic reticulum. Bases 1 to 1620 code for a protein of 539 amino acids.